AGCUUGUGCCUCAUUGCAUCCCCAGCAACUGAAACAGCAGCAAAAGGAAGGACCUGUGUCAGGAACCGUUCCAUGCUUUCUAAGGGAGAACCGAACUGCGGUGCUGGCGAGGAGAAGAAGCUGCAACUAUAUAGUGGGAGUCCGUGCCAGGUGAUGGAUUACAACUACGAUGAAGAUCUGGAUGAGCUGUGUCCGGUGUGCGGGGACAAAGUGUCGGGGUAUCAUUAUGGGUUGCUCACCUGCGAGAGCUGUAAGGGAUUUUUUAAAAGAACUGUCCAAAAUAACAAGCGUUACACCUGCACAGAGAAUCAGAGCUGUAAAAUAGACAAAACUCAAAGGAAGAGAUGUCCUUACUGCCGCUUUCAGAAGUGUCUGAAUGUAGGAAUGCGGUUGGAAGCUGUGCGUGCUGACCGCAUGAGAGGAGGACGUAACAAGUUUGGACCCAUGUACAAGCGAGACCGUGCCUUGAAACAACAGAAGAAAGCACUAAUCCGGGCUAAUGGCAUAAAACUGGAGACUGUCCCACAAAUAGUGUCUCCAGCUCAGCAUGACUACACCAUCUCUAACAACAUCCACACUAUCCACCCAUCAACCAAGAGCCUUCCUCCUAACCCUACCCCUAUGACACCUGUAGAGUAUGACCGAGGGUCGUAUGGACCUUCCCCACCGGGAAUGACUAUGCCUAACCAUGCACAACUGUCUGGCUAUCAUUACUCUUCAUUUCCAAAUCGUACCAUUAAAUCAGAAUACCCAGACUACUAUACACACAUGCAUGAUCCAAAUGCAGUGGGAGGUUAUGUGUACCCUGAGGCCUACACAAACAGCUCCCCACCAGACAUUCCCGAAGUGAUCCUUAAACUGCUACAACUAGAACCUGAUGAGCCUCAAGUGAAGGCCCGGAUAGUAUCAUGUCUGCAGCAAGAACAGAGCAAAAAUCGGCACGAGAAGCUUAGCAUGUUUGGUUUGAUGUGCAAAAUGGCUGACCAGACACUCUUCUCUAUAGUAGAAUGGGCACGGAGCUGCAUUUACUUCAAGGAGCUGGAGGUCAGUGAUCAAAUGAUUUUACUGCAGAAUUGCUGGAGUGAACUGUUGGUGUUUGAUCAUAUCUACAGGCAAAUGCAACACAGCAAGGAGAACAGUAUCCUCUUAGUUACUGGCCAAGAGAUUGAUAUGUCGAGCAUUUCCUCUCAGGCUGGAUCUACUCUAAAUAACUUGGUUCUGAGAGCACAAGAGUUGGUUCUACUUUUACACUCUCUACAGGUGGACAGGCAGGAGUUUGUUUGUCUCAAAUUUCUUAUACUUUUCAGUCUGGAUGAAAAGUUUCUUGAAAACCACAACCUAGCCAAGAGCGCCCAAGAAAAAGUCAACUCUGCCCUCCUUGAAUACACAAUGUGCCACUACCCUCAAUGCACAGACAAGUACCGCCUGCUCCUGUUGAGGUUAACUGAAAUUCGAUCCAUCAGUAUGCAAGCAGAAGAGUACCUUUACCACAAACACCUUAGCGGGGAAGUUCCAUGCAACAACUUAUUAAUUGAAAUGCUUCACGCCAAGCGUGCUUGAGUGGCCUCGUUGAGAACUGACUGUAGCCUGAAGAGAUUGCUUGCUGACGGCAAUCCAAAAAUGGUGACUUUUCAAAGAGUGACUUUUAAUAAUGCUGCCUGUCAAGGAAAAAAAUAAGUAAAAAGAGGAGUUGAUGGUGUAUUUAACCUAUAGUAUUGGAAAUUUCAGAUUUAUUUUAAUACAGCUGUGGAUCUUAACCGAGUGAUAUUAUAUAUGUCAAGACAUUUUAACACGAUUACCAUAUCUGCUUAUGUUUUUGUUCUCGUCAAUAAAAAAAUGUCUCUUAAAGUUUAUGGUGGGAAAAAAACAGCAACAACAAAAAAUACAGUGUAUGUGGAAGAUAUAACGGUGGAUCAUUAACAUCCCUUUGCACUUAGUAAGCUAAAAACUAAAUGUAAUGUUAUUUUUCUUUUCAUUUGUAUUGGUUAGAGUCGGGCUAAUUGCUAAGUUUACAAUGUUUUAAUUAAAA
Molecule: messenger RNA, 2029 nt
Organism: Spea bombifrons (plains spadefoot toad)
Lineage: Eukaryota; Metazoa; Chordata; Amphibia; Anura; Pelobatidae
Gene: NR5A1
Product: nuclear receptor subfamily 5 group A member 1
Exons: 7
Coding region: 73-1560 (495 amino acids)
Biological process (GO): tissue development; hormone-mediated signaling pathway; regulation of transcription by RNA polymerase II
Cellular component (GO): RNA polymerase II transcription regulator complex
Molecular function (GO): nuclear receptor activity; RNA polymerase II cis-regulatory region sequence-specific DNA binding; zinc ion binding
Source: RefSeq, a predicted model, not a curated record